Molecule: messenger RNA, 5414 nt
Organism: Schistocerca gregaria
Lineage: Eukaryota; Metazoa; Arthropoda; Insecta; Orthoptera; Acrididae
Product: TP53-binding protein 1-like
Exons: 22
Coding region: 318-4160 (1280 amino acids)
Biological process (GO): DNA damage checkpoint signaling; positive regulation of transcription by RNA polymerase II
Cellular component (GO): nucleus
Molecular function (GO): histone binding
Source: RefSeq, a predicted model, not a curated record
AUUUUGGUGUGUAGUUUACUUUGCAAAGACAAUCAUGAGUGUUUUGUUUUCACACGUGUUUACCCGCGAAGGAGUAGAACUUGUGUGAAUAUAGGAAUGUAUGAAUUUAAGUAAAUAGGAAAUAUGCUGCUGUAAAUCGGUGAAUACUCCGAAUGUGUAUGUUAUAAUAUUUUUUACCGAAUGCACUUGACAUUCUGUAUUUGUGAAUUAUUUGUUUUCGAAGUUACCGGUAAACUUGUCCGGGCAACAACCCGGCGAGAACCGUUAUUGCGUGUGAGUUACAGUUCCUCGCUCGAGUUUCAUCGAGUAGUUUUGUUAUGGAGCCUUCGGCAGAUGUAGCGCAGCUUGUAGGUAGUAAUGGUUUCGACAGUGCAGAUACAAGUAGCGGUGCAAUUGGAAAUGAGUGCGUGAAAGUGUUAAAUGAAGUGCAGGCAGCUGUUGAAACAGAAAACCAGGAAAAUCAGUGCCAAAUGAAACCUGUUCCUCUUGAAAUUGCAACUGACAACGAAGGAAAAGUGGAAGUGAAUGAUGAUAUACGUGGAAACGACGGCGAAAUUACCAGUUUUCCCACCAAAGAUACAAAUGAGGUGAAAGCACAGAAUGCAGAAAAGUCUACUGUCGAAGUUCUUAUGAAAGAAGAUGAAGUGUCCACUGUUAGAGAAGAGGCGGGGAAAAAUGAGAUAAUUGCUGUACUGAAAAAAGAGGAGACAUCCACUGUUGAAGAUGUAGCAGAAAAAAUCGCGACAUCCAGUGUUAAAGAUGUUGUGGAAAAAAAUGAAGCAUCCACAACUGGAGUUGUAGUGGAAGAAAACAAAGCACCCACUGUUGAUGAUGGGCUCAGUACAAAUGAGACAGUGACUGCUAAAGAUGUUGGUGGAAAAGAGGAGGAGGCAGCAAAUAUUGAAGGUGUGCUGGGAAAGGAUGAAGGAGAAGGUGAAGUUUCUCCAUGCUCCCAGGAGGAUAUGUUUGCUUCAGAACCACCAAGCCCUGGCAUCAUUCCCUGCAGCAUAGGGAAUACUGUACCUACAGAAGUUACCGAAGAAUGUACUAAAGAUGAAAAAAUGGAAGUGGAUAACACGGCAGAUUUGGUAGGAGAGGGACGUGCAUCUAAGCGACAGCAUGUGGAGUCAGAUGAUGAAUGCCCAGAAAUGAAGAAAAGUUCAGAUGCUGAAAGAAAUCUCCCAAAGAGGGCACGACACAGUGUGGAGAUUGUAUUUGAGUGCCCAAAAUCACAGGAGGCACAAGAUCUACCAGUGCCAUCCUCUAUGAACCGUUCAGAAGAACUUGAUCUUACUGGGGGAACAGAAGAAUCAAUUCAUUUACAUUACUCACCAUCUCCUGAAUAUGAUAUUCCAGAAACUCAGUUUGAGCCAGAUCUAAAUCCACGAGCACCAUCUUUAACAACUGUUGUUAUAGGAUCCGAUGAUGAGGAUGCAGAAACUACUGACAAACCAGUUGCCACUGCACCCGUUACAGAAUGUGCAACAUCAUGUUUGGCUGUGAACCCUGGAAAUGAGGACACCCUGGAUGUAUCAGUUCCCAAAUCCCAAGGACCUGAUAAUAAUGACAACUCUCUUACUGAAACAUGCACAGUUGUUGACUCUAAAGCAUCUUCAGACGUAGAGGCACCUGUACACAGAUGCCCAUCUCCACCAAAGGAGACGACCCUGCUGGCAAAAGAUGAUGGAAGUACUUCUUUGCCUCACCGUAGUUCAUCACCAAGCCAGCAGAAGUCAACACAGUGCUUUCGACCACCUACACAAGAAAUAUCAUCUGCUCGGGUACUAGUUACCUCUUCACCAUACGCAGAUAUUAUACCAGUGCCUCAUUAUGAAAGCUUGUGCAGCUCAGUGGAACGCCAAACUCCAUCUCCAACUUCUUGCAGCCAGCACAAUACAUCAUCAUCCAAGUGCCCCACUUCCAAAACUGAGAAUACUGACCGUGUGGUGGAGGUGACUAAAGAUGUACUGCUUCAUGCACAAGUAGUUCUGCAUUACAGAGAAGCAUCCAAAGAAGUCAUCUUUUAUGAACUCACACAGUGUGAUGUUGCUGAGGGAAUGACUCAUUCGACAACAACAGAAACCUCUUCUGGCACACCAAUGCUUGAUUCUAAAAAUACUUCUCCAGGAAGUGUUACAAGCGUCGGUCCUUUUCCACUGGUAUUGCGUGCAUCAACAACAUCGAGCAGUUCAUCCUCCUCAUUGACCAGUGCUGCUCAUUUGGCACUAUCAAAUGCAAGCAAACGACUGCGCACUGGUGUGGAAGUAUUGAACCUAGACUUAGUGGCUUCUGCCAUUCGGAAAAUUGGUCCUGAACAGUUACCAGUUCCAUCGGCAAUGUUUGCUGGCCAUAGAUUGCGAACAACUGCACCACCUUCCACUUCAAAUAAAACAACUGACACUGCAGAUGAUCUCAAGAAAGAGGACGUAGAUACCAAAGAGACUGUUGGCACUGAUCGCACUGUCACCACACCUCUCACUUCAGAAAAAAAUCAACGAAAUACAACACGAAAACGAGGCAGAGCUCGUGGAGGAAGCAGCCGGGGCCGUUCGAGUGCUCGGGGUCAGGCUCGCACUCAGCCGUCUCCUCUAUCGUCAGAACCUUUAACAUGGGGUACAGAGGAUGCCUCUCGCUUUAAGGGCAUGCUUCAUCCAGGUGCUAGUGCCUUCGCUCGAUGGACUGAUAAAAGGUACUACUCUGCAAAGUUGUCAGAGAAACAACGAGAUGGCCGGUGGCUAGUAGCGUUUGAUGAUGGUUCAGUCAAAACAGUUAAAGAGGAUUUUGUGAUUCCUGUAGAAACACUAACCAAGGGAACACUUGUUUAUGCUACACUACCUGAUGGGUCAUGUGCAGAUGGGAUUGUUUCAGCCUUGUUUGUUCAGGAUAAUGAAGAACAGUAUGGCGUCGAGUUAGAUGAUAGGGAAGUAAUUGUGCCACGACGUGACAUUUUUCUUACUGAGGAUCAAGCACGAUUGUUGCUUGAAGGAGCCACUGUGACGCUGCCUGCACCGAGCACGCCGGGUCGUUUGGCUGAUGUUGAUUUGAACAAUGUAGUGGCAGGAAAGCGCCUUCGCACACCAACUCAUGCUGCUUCGGGACCUGCGACACCGCGUACCCCAGGGCCAAGUGGGAAUGCAUGUCCCAAUAAGGUAUCUCGAUCAUCAUCACCUAGUGACCGUGGAUCGGUGUCGGGUGCAACAACGGAUGAUGCAGUUUCAGUUGUUGGUGUGGAACCUGAAGGUGAAGGAUGCAAGCUUGUGCCUGUAGCCACAAGUAGCUCCCGUGGGAAGGGGAAAGUUUCUGCCAAAGGCAAAGGAAAGGCGUUAUUUGCUACCACUAACAUUUUAAAAGAGUCUACUGAGCUUGAUGAAACCCUGGGUCCAAUUCCACCCAAAGAUAGCAAAAUUUUUGAAGGAAUGAUUUUUUUGCUGACAUCAGUAGAUUUUGAGCCCAACAAAAGCUACGAAAAGGUGCAUGAAAUCUGUUCGGAUUCAGAAGGUGAGCGAGAGUUCAGCAGUUAUCGUUUCGUCAAAGACCGCUUGAGAAUGCAGUUGGAAGCUGGAGGUGGCACUGUGCUGGAGUCCUUGGAUGAUGUUCCUGAGGAUCGCUUACGUGAUACUAUUCUUAUUGCUAAUCGACCUUGCCUAACUGCAAAGUAUAUAUGUUGCCUAGCCAAAGCAGUGAAGAUUAUUAAUCAUGAAUUUGUCAUCCAAAGAACAAAGGGUGAUAUGUGUUCACCAAAUGCUUAUGGCCUACCACUGGGCUGGUCACUUUUAGAUGAACGCUAUGUAGGAAAUGGUAUUGAUCUUGGUGCAGUUCAGAGGACACGUAAAGGUGGUUCCCGACAGUUAUUGAGCCGGAAAAAGCUAGUCUUAGUUCAUGAAACUCCACAAUUUCUUGCCUUUUGGCAAAAAGUUCUUAAUGAUCUAGGGGCCAAGACAACCACUUACUCACCUAAUGAUGCUACAAAAGCAGAUGCAGAACUGAAAAGUUCAGAUGCUAUUAUCUCAGAUGCGUCAUGUCCACCACAGAUCCAGGAAAGAGCACGUGAAUGGCAUAAACCUCUUAUUUCUACAACUUGGAUCACACAGUGCCUCAUCAAUAGGGAAGUUUUAGCAUUUGAUGCCCUUCCUAACUUCAAAUAUGAUUUUUCUGAUUGAAUUGUAUCAUUAAUUUGAAUUGAUUCACUUUUACACGAACAUUAGUGUAGUUUUAUUUUGUUUUCAGUGUACCUGUUUUUGUAUACAUGACAGCUUGUUACUAUGAAAGCAAGAGGCCCUUUUUUUGUACAUUAGUUGUAUAUGUGUUUCUUUUGAUAUGUGUAAUCCAAGACUGAUUUGAGAUCUGAACUUAUUGCAGACCAUAAAUUCAUUUCAGGACUUGUUUUUGUCUUUUCAGUUUAUUUAUAGAAUUGUAGUACUAUUCGUUCAGUGUGAGUAUGUAAAUGAAUGUAUAUUCAUUAUGUUACUGUUGUGGGCUUUUGCUGUAAAGUCUUAUCAGUGUUCUUUUAUACUAAUUUUAUGCUUAUAUUGCAUGGAAGAUGAGCAAUGAAAAUAAUUUUCAUAUUCGUAUGAACUUUUAUAUAUUGACUGUUAUAUUUUGUAAGUGUAUGUCAUGAAAAAGAUGAGGAUUCAGACCACAGUAUUAGUUGUUUUAAGUUACCAGUGUUCGCUGUGAAUAGUCAUGAAAAAAUAUACUUCUUUUGAAAGUGAGCAAUUGUACUGUAUGUUUUAUUGUUAUUGUGUCCUAUAAAUAGGUGUGCCACAGUGAGUAUGUUUAAUGCAAGAUUAAACAAUAGAAAGUCCUGGAUGGAAUAACAACAAUAUGGAAAGCAUAGAUUGCUACUCACCAUGUACAGGAACUGUUGUUUUGCAAACAGGCACAAUGAAAAAGCAGGCUUUUUUCCAUUGUGCCUGUUUCAGCUCAAAUUCUCCUCUGUGUGGUGAGUAGCAAUCUGUCCUUUCCAAACUGUUGUUGAACACAAGAUUAAUAUCUUGCACAUUAUUUUCGCAAUACAGUCUCUUGACAGAAAAUUGUAUUUGAAAAUUACGUAUAUAUCGGGAAAGAUAUGAACUGCACAUACUGCAGAAAAGUAAUAAUUUUUUAAUGGUAUUGUUACUCUACUUGUGUAUGGAUAUAAAUGAGCACUUCUAGUUGCUUGUCUGGAAUAACUGUGAAGAAGAUGAAUGUGGACCAACACAAUUCUUAAAACUAAAAUAGUACAAAUUUUCAGGGAUGUUGAUGUAUUUUGUGAAAAGUCUAUGGUUGUCGGUUUAAAAGCAUGAAAGAAAAAUGAUGCUGCUCUAUCUGCAUUGGUAUAUAAGGACACAUGAAAAUUCUCGAUUUAAAUGUGUCUUGCAUUUCUGUUUUUUGUUUUAAUAAUAUUGUUAUAAUAAAGUAGUAAUAAAUACAUU